GCUUUGGGUAAUUUAGCUUCUGUUUGAGAUUUUCUUGCACAAGAUUCAAUUUCAGAUUCUUAUUAUAUGUGUUUGUUUAGUAUGUGGCCUAGUUGGAGAACUUAUAGUUGUUUUCAUAUUCAUAUUCCCCUAUUUCUUGAAAUUUUAGCUGUGCUUUUGCUAUUAUUAGCUCUAAGUAAUUUAUCUGAGCGCUGUGAACUUGGAUUCUUGGAGUCGAUUAAACUGAAUCUGGGAUUCCAUCUUCUUUAACAUUUCAGUUAAUUACAAUGUAAUAUUCUGAUGAAGAUACAAUUGAUGAAGCUUUAUUUUGAUUUCAAGAAAAUUGCUAUGUUUUGGAAAAUUAUAGCAGUGUUGUUGAUCGCGUUUCUAGCAUGGGCGUACCAAGCCUUGUGUCCUCCACCUCCUCGACUCUGUGGCUCUACCGGUGGCCCAUCAGUCGAAGGGCCUAGAAUCCGACUUAGAGAUGGAAGACACUUAGCCUACAUGGAGCAUGGAGUCUCCAAAGAGACAGCUAACUAUAAGAUCAUUCUGGUUCAUGGCUUUAGCUCUAAUAAAAACGAGGCUCAUAUAGCUAGAUCGGCGUUGGUCGAGAAACUGGGGAUAUACUUGGUUUCUUUUGAUAGACCGGGUUAUGGAGAGAGUGAUCCCGACCCAAAAAGGACGAUGGAAAGCACUGCGUUGGACAUAGAAGAGCUCGGAGAUCAACUGGAACUCGGCCCCAAGUUUUACGUUAUUGGGAAUUCCAUGGGAGGGCAAGUGGUUUGGGGAUGCCUCAAGUACAUUCCUCACAGGCUAGCAGGAGCGGCGCUGAUAGCUCCCGUUAUCAAUUACUGGUGGCCGAGUUUUCCUGCAAAGCUAGCAACAGAAGCAUACUAUGAGCAGUCCCCCCAAGACCAGUGGGCGUUACGGGUGGCACACUACUCUCCCUCGCUGGUUUAUUGGUGGAACACUCAGAAAUGGUUUCCUGCCUCUAGUGUUGCUGCUGGAAGACCUAAUCUCACUGCACCGGAUCUCCAAGUUCUGGCAAAAUUACACGCGAAACUGGUUGAUAGGGAUUAUUCAACGCAACAGGGAGUGUAUGAGUCACUUCACCGCGAUAUGAGGAUUGGGUUUGGGAGUUGGGAUUUUGAUCCGAUGAAUCUUGACAAUCCUUUCCUCGGCAGAGAAGGCUCCGUGCACUUGUGGCAGGGCGACACUGAUGGCUUGGUGCCCGUCACUCUGCAGCGCUACAUUGCAAAGAAGCUCCCUUGGAUACAUUACCAUGAAAUGCCAAAUGCAGGGCAUCUGUUUGCACAUGCUGAUAUCUCUGCCACAGAUGCUAUCUUGAACACUCUUCUGGUAGGCGACAAGUGAUUUUAGAAAUGUUGGAUGCAUGUAUCGUCUUCUUAUUUAUGUCUGUUGAGACUUCAUGUUGUAUGAAUUCAUUCCAACUCUUGAUAGAAUGUAGCUCACAAGGAGUUAGGAAUAAGGAAAUUGUGUACAAUGAUUUCAUUUGGCAGUUAUACAGAUAUUUUCAAGUAU
Salvia miltiorrhiza (redroot sage) is the source of this 1521-nucleotide messenger RNA. RefSeq lists its product as uncharacterized. NCBI's taxonomy places the organism in Eukaryota, Viridiplantae, Streptophyta, Magnoliopsida, Lamiales, Lamiaceae. The coding region runs from base 280 to 1353 and encodes 357 amino acids. The record is from RefSeq and is a predicted model, not a curated record. The transcript has 5 exons.